Messenger RNA from Insectozyma verbasci, 793 nucleotides. Lineage: Eukaryota; Fungi; Ascomycota; Pichiomycetes; Serinales; Debaryomycetaceae. The record is from the annotation of a GenBank genome assembly.
AUGUUUGCUGAUAUAGAUGAAAAGAUUGGAAAAGAUGAUGAUAUGUUUGCUAGUGACAAUGAAAACACUACCGGAAGAUCAAAUGGAAAUGAGAAGAAUAGUGAGGAAGAAGGAGAAGAUUUUGAUGACGAUUAUUAUAAUAGUGUUGAAGAUUUUGAGAAUCGAGAAUUUAGAAACAAGAAUCUACCGAAAAUAGAAGCAUUUAGUAUGAAAGAUGAUGAAGGUAUAGUUGACGAGGAUGGAAACUAUCUACCUCAAAAAGAAGAAAGCGAUGAAGAGGAGAAAUGGUUAGAUGAAUAUAAAAAUUCAGAUAUAAAGAAAGCAAAACAAGCUCAACAGGAAAGAUUAGAGAAGUUGAAUGAGUCGAAAUCUGUUAAUAUGGAACCCAUAGAUGAAAUACUAUCAGAAUUGAUAGAGUUGCUAGAGCCGGUAGAAACUUCAUUUGAAGCAUUAGCAAGACUAAAUAUUAAAAUAAAGAAGAAAAAUAAGAAAACUCAAGAUCAACAACUACAGACACAGAUUAAGAAAGACAUACAAAGAAUUACAGAUUUGUGUUCUAUAUUAUCCAAUAAAAAAUCAAUGAAUGACGUAUAUGACUUAACGAAGGAAGAAUUAAUGAGACUUUAUGAAAGAGAAACAGGAAAAUCCUACAAUCGAGGGAUCAAAAGACCAAGAGAAGAAGAAGAAAACGAAGAAGUAAAUCAAGAAGUCGAAGAUUAUGGAGAGAAAGUAUGGGAAUUCAAAUGGAUUGGAGAAGAUGAAAUAUACGGAUCAUUCUCAGCAUACGAGAUGA